AUGAGUGAUGCUGCAGUGGUGUGUAGACAGCUGGGCUGUGGAGUGGCUGUAGAUGUAGUGAGCGAAGUCAGACUGCUUGGAGGUUCUCGCUGCUCUGGGAGGGUUGAAGUGCUUAAAAGGAAGACUUGGUUCACAGUGUGUGAUGCUGACUUUAACCAGCAGGAUGCAGAGGUUGUGUGUCGAGAGCUGGGCUGUGGUUCUCCUGUGGAGAUUCUGGGAGCAGCAGCUUUUGGUAGAGGGGAGGGUCAGGUGUGGUCAGAGGAGCUUCAGUGUAGAGGAAACGAAUCUCAGAUUCACUUCUGUCCAAAAUCAUCUUCACUCAAACACAACUGCUCCCAUGAUAAUGAUGUGGGACUGGUGUGUGCAGGUAGUGUGAGGUUGGUGGAUGGUGGCAGUCGCUGUGCUGGGAGAGUGGAGGUUCUUCAUAGAGGACAGUGGGGAACAGUGUGUGGUGAUAACUGGGAUAUGAGAGAUGCUGCAGUGGUGUGUAGAGAGCUGGGCUGUGGAAAAGCUGUAGAUUCAGUGAGUGAAGAUCAUUUUGGAUCAGGAUCAGGACCAAUCUGGAUGGAUGAUGUGGACUGUAGUGGAUCAGAGUCUACACUGAAAUAUUGUAAAUCAAGAGGAUGGGGUAAACAUGGUUGCAAUUCUACUAGGAAUGCCAAAAUCAUCUGCUCAGGAGUCCGGCUGGUUAAUGGUUCUCGCUGUUCUGGGAGAGUUGAGGUUCUUCAUGGAGAGAGCUGGUUUACAGUGUGUGAUUCUGACUUUAACCAGCAGGAUGCAGAGGUUGUGUGUCGAGAGCUGGGCUGUGGUUCUCCUGUGGAGGUUCUGGGAGCAGCUGCUUUUGGUAGAGGGGAGGGUCAGGUGUGGUCAGAGGAGCUUCAGUGUAGAGGAAACGAAUCUCAGAUUCACUUCUGUCCAAAAUCAUCUUCACUCAAACACAAUUGCUCUCAUGAUAAUGAUGUGGGACUGGUGUGUGCAGGCAGUGUGAGGUUGGUGAAUGGUGGGAGUCGCUGUGCUGGGAGAGUGGAGGUUCUUCAUAGAGGACAGUGGGGAACAGUGUGUGGUAAUAACUGGGAUAUGAGAGAUGCUGCAGUGGUGUGUAGAGAGCUGGGCUGUGGAGAGGCUGUAGAUGCACUGAGUGAAGCUCAUUUUGGAUCAGGAUCAGGACCAAUCUGGAUGGAUGAUGUGGACUGUAUAGGACCUGAAUCAAAUCUGAAGCACUGUAUUUCCCCAGGAUGGGGUAAACAUAACUGCACCCAUACUCAAGAUGCUGCAGUCAUCUGUUCAGGAGUCCGGCUGGUUAAUGGUUCUCACUGCUCUGGGAGAGUGGAGGUUCUUCAUGGAGAGAGCUGGGUCACAGUGUGUGAUGCUGACUUUAACCAGCAGGAUGCAGAGGUUGUUUGUCGAGAGCUGGGCUGUGGUUCUCCUGUGGAGGUUCUGGGAGCAGCUGCUUUUGGUAGAGGGGAGGGUCAGGUGUGGUCAGAGGAGCUUCAGUGUAGAGGAAACGAAUCUCAGAUUCACUUCUGUCCAAAAUCAUCUUCACUCAAACACAACUGUUCUCAUGAUAAUGAUGUGGGACUGGAGUGUGCAGGUGUCAGGCUGGUUAAUGGCUCUCGCUGUUCUGGGAGAGUGGAGGUUCUUCAUGGACAGAGCUGGUUCACAGUGUGUGAUGCUGACUUUAACCAGCAGGAUGCAGAGGUUGUGUGUCGAGAGCUGGGCUGUGGUUCUCCUGUGGAGGUUCUGGGAGCAGCUGCUUUUGGUAGAGGGGAGGGUCAGGUGUGGUCAGAGGAGCUUCAGUGUAGAGGAAACGAAUCUCAGAUUCACUUCUGUCCAAAAUCAUCUUCACUCAAACACAACUGCUCCCAUGAUAAUGAUGUGGGACUGGUGUGUGCAGACAGUUUGAGGCUGAUGGAUGGUGGCAGCAGAUGUGCUGGGAGAUUGGAAGUUCUCCAUAGAGGACAGUGGGGAACAGUGUGUGCUGUUGGUGGGGAUGAGAGAGCUGCUCUAGUGGUUUGUAAAGAGUUGGGCUGUGGAGAGCCACUAAGCAUAGAUGUCUCUUCAUCUGGAUCAGGACAAAUCUGGAUGAGUCAUGUGGACUGCAGUGGAUCAGAGUCUACAGUGAAACAGUGUGGUUCAUUGGGGUGGGAUGAACAUAAGUGUAGUCAUUUUUUAGAUUCUGAAAUUAUCUGUUCAGGUCACAAAAAGCCCAGACUUAGUGAUGGUCCUCAUCUGUGCUCUGGGAGAGUGGAGGUUCUUAAUGGAAAGACCUGGGCCACACUGAGUGAUGAUGACUUUGACCAGCAGGAUGCAGAGGUUGUGUGUCGAGAGCUGGGCUGUGGUUCUCCUGUGGAGGUUCUGGGAGCAGCUGCUUUUGGCAGAGGGAAAGAAGAUGUGUGGUCAGAAGAGCUUCAUUGCAAAGGCAAUGAAUCUGAGAUUUCACUCUGUCCAACAUCAUCUUCACUCAAUUACAACUCCUCUUAUUAUAGCAAUGUUGGAUUAACAUGUUCUGGUCAUACUAUUGUACGCCUAAUGAACGGCUCAGACUCCUGUUCUGGUCGAGUGGAGCUCCAGUACCUCAGUGAGUGGGGUACAGUGUGUGAUGUAAGCUGGGAUAUGAGAGCUGCCAGUGUCCUCUGUGCUCAGCUGAAGUGUGGGAGUUCUGUGGCUGUGUUGGGGUCAGACUGGUUUGGGGAGGGGAGUGGCCGGAUCUGGGCUGAUGUGUUUGAUUGUCAGGGGAACGAAACACACCUGUCAAAAUGUCCCAUUUCAUCAUGGAGUCGAACUGCAUGCUCUCAUAAACAGGAUGCUGGUGUCAUCUGCAGUGGUUCUUCUCUGGCAUUUCAUGAGGGUGGAGUGCGGUUGUCUGGAGGGAUGGAGUGUGAGGGGGAGGUGGAGGUGUUCUUCAGGCAGGACUGGAGGAGAGUUCUGCUGAACUCCUGGAGUGAGUCUGAGGCCUCUGUGGUCUGCAGACAGCUGGGCUGUGGUUCUGUACUCAACAUAUCCAGCUCCUCUUCAUCCAGUCCUGAACACAGCUACAUGGGUGUGACGGGUUUUAACUGCUCUGGGAGUGAAGCUCAUCUGAGGAACUGCAGCAGCUCACAAGCAGUUAACUGCAGUUCCACAGAACAGCUCUACAUCACCUGCUCUGUCCACAGCUCCAUCAGGCUGGUUGGUUCUGGGGGGGACUGUGCAGGAAGGCUGGAGGUUUUCCACAGUGGAUCAUGGGGGACAGUGAGUGAUGAAUUGUGGGAUAUUGAGGAUGCGCAGGUGGUCUGCAGACAGCUGCAGUGUGGAGUGGCCCUCAGUGAUCCGGUACCAGCCCGGUUUGGAUCCAGAACUGGACCCAUAUGGCUGAAUGAGGUGGAGUGUGAGGGGAACGAGGCGUCUCUGUGGAACUGCAGAUAUCAGCUGUGUGGAGAGGAUGAAUGUGGACACAAGGAUGAUGUAGGAGUCGUGUGCUCAGAGUAUAAAGAGAUCAGACUGACUGAGGGCUGUGAGGGGAAUCUGGAGGUGUUCUAUAAUGGAACCUGGGGGAAUGUGUGUAUAAAUGGAAUGACUGAAUUAACAGCUAACCUAAUUUGCCAAGAGCUGAACUGUGGAAGAACUGGCACGGAGAGAACUACCAACGCAAGAGUGGAAUCAGCUCCUAACUGGUUGGAUGAUGUGAAAUGUAGGAAACAUGACUCCACUCUGUGGCACUGUCCAUCUUCUCCUUGGGGACAGAACACGUGCAAAAAUAAUGAAGUGGCUCAGAUUACUUGCAGAGAUGAAGGGCAAAAUGAUGUUGCAGUACAAAAAUCUUUAAAGUGUUUCUCAUCACUCCACCAGUCACAGUGCUCAAAACAUCUUCCUCUCAGGCUGAAGGAGACAGAGAGAAGCUGCUCCGGGAGGCUGGAGGUGUAUCAUAAUACUGAGUGGGGGUCUGUAUGUGGUGAUCUGUGGGAUAUAAAAGAUGCUCAGGUGGUCUGCAGGCAGCUGGGUUGUGGGCCGGCGCUGAGUGCUAAUAGAAGUGCUGCUGUUGGUUCUGGUGGAGGAACUAUCUGGAUGAACAGAGUGAAGUGUAGAGGGAAUGAGAUUCACCUGUGGGACUGUCCUCAUUCCCUGAAGAACCACACUGACUGCUCCCACAGUGCUGGGCUCACCUGUGCAGACAUAUCUUUGGCUCCUGCUACAACAACUAAAAUAACAACCACUAUCAUUACAGUGAGUUGGACCACAAUGGAAAUACCUUCUCUCCCACAAUUUCCAGCAAUAACCAUUUUAUCCAUUUCUCCUGUGGUUAUCCUGGUUUUGGGAACCAUGCUCUUCCUGGCUUUAGUGCUGCUGGUUGUGCUGUUUUACCAGAACAAAAUGCUCUGGAGAGUGCUCUCAAAGAAGGGACCAAAGGUGGUCUAUGAGGGCCUGAGGAAGGGUCCUAGUAUAAUCUACGAGGAGAUCAACCGCAGAUCCACCGCAAACACCCGUAGAGCAAGUAUCAUCUCUGAAGUACAGCAGUCAGGAUAUGAGGAUGUGAAUGAGGAGCUUCUCUCAGGUGAGGCGGGAUUAGAAGCCACAGAGAACUAUGAUGAUGUCAUCACUCUCGGAGUACUUAAAAACAGGGUAUCAAGGGACAGUGUAGAGGUCUAUGACGAUGCCAUGUCUACUGGGGAAAACCCACAUGCUGCAAGAGUGCAUACAUCAGAGAGCUAUGAUGAUGUCAUCACUGGAGAACAAGACGCAGAUGUAGCAGAUUAUGACAAUGUGAUAGAAGUGGACCAAGACAAUUAACCUGCUGAUUUUUUUUAUUAUCUUAUAAAAUAAUUGCUCUUUUUUUUUCAAACAAUACAUUUCAUAUUGAGGUCUUCAGCAUUUUUUUGAGUACUUUCUUCAAUUGCUCAUUUGACUUCUUGCAUGUUUUAUGCAAAAUAUCUUAAUUUUAAAUGUGU
Molecule: messenger RNA, 4925 nt
Organism: Astyanax mexicanus (Mexican tetra)
Lineage: Eukaryota; Metazoa; Chordata; Actinopteri; Characiformes; Acestrorhamphidae
Product: deleted in malignant brain tumors 1 protein-like
Exons: 23
Coding region: 1-4767 (1588 amino acids)
Cellular component (GO): membrane
Source: RefSeq, a predicted model, not a curated record